Messenger RNA from Acanthaster planci (crown-of-thorns starfish), 7075 nucleotides. Its product is annotated as glypican-6-like. Gene Ontology annotation, biological process: regulation of signal transduction; regulation of protein localization to membrane; cell migration. Gene Ontology annotation, cellular component: cell surface; plasma membrane; extracellular region. Lineage: Eukaryota; Metazoa; Echinodermata; Asteroidea; Valvatida; Acanthasteridae. The record is from RefSeq and is a predicted model, not a curated record.
GCAAGCGAGCAUACUCGAGUACUCUGCGUAUAGCGCCACACAGAUUUUUCACUGCAGCCAAAAAAAUAAGGAUCCUUGGAACUUCUGUAUGGAAGGAACGGACAUCUUUUACUCCGGAAUUCAGUACUCAUUUCCACGAUUCCGAUGCCUUGAGUCAGGAAGACCAACCUGCACACCUCUUCCAGUCAUCCACCCGAUUGUUCCGGCGCAUAGGCGACCAUUUUUCUGGCGGAUUUAAGUCGGAAAUUCUGGGUUUUUUUUGCGGUUUCGUCCAUCGAGGAGACGCACACACGGUACCGGUGGAACGUGACGUGCUACAGGCCUGAUUCAAUCACCAUUGGACAAUACACAAACCCCGUUGACACGGCCUCGCUGGGGAAUUCGCACAGCUCGCUCCACAUCAUGGCGCUUUCGCUGGAUUUUAUCCUCUCAUUGGGGACGAUUUUGACUGUUUUUUCGGGAUUUUCGGUGGCUCUCUCCGGACAGAAUGGAUGUGCCGAUGUUAGGGACGCUUAUCAGGAUAAGGGAUUUAGCACAAACGAAGUGCCAGAUUUCGCGGUCUCGGGGGAUCACCUCAGAAUAUGUCAACAGAGUUUUACCUGUUGCACGGCGGACAUGGAGGAGAAGCUCAGUCAGACCAGCACCAAGGACUUUAAAGAUAUAGUUUUCGCAAAGAGCAGCUCGAGUAGGGAGUACUUUAUCCGGAGGGCGGAGCGAUUUGACAAUUUUUUCAAAGAGUUGAUCGAUAGGGGUCAAUUGGAUCUCCGCUACAUGUUCACAGAAACCUACGGGUCGCUAUACCAGCAGAACUCUGAGUUCUUUGAUGAGCUCUUUGAGAACUUUCGCCGGUACUACCACGGUCGGGACCUGGACCUGGCUGAGACCAUGGAGGACUUCUUCACGGAGCUGCUGCGGCGGAUGUUCGUCCUGCUCAACCCCAACUAUGAGUACACAGACGCCUUCUGGGAGUGCGUGGCUGAGCACACGGCCGAGCUCAAGCCCUUUGGCGAUGUGCCCCAGAAGCUAACGCUCCACGUCAAGCGGGCGUUCAUUGUGGCCCGGACAUUUGUCCAGGGGCUGUCCGUCGGCCGGGACGUGAUCUCCCAAGUGUCAGAGGUAACGCCGUCAGCGGAGUGCCAGAAGUCCCUGAUGAGGAUGUCCUAUUGCCCCCACUGUCGGGGCCUCCCCGACACCAAGCCGUGCUACAACCUGUGCCUGAACACGUUGAAGGGCUGCCUGGCCGAGCAGGCGGAGCUGGAUGCCGCCUGGAACAAUUACAUAGAUGCCAUAUUGGCACUGGUAGACCGUCUGGAGGGACCAGUGAACAUCGAGUUUGUCAUGGAGCCCAUUGACAUCCGAAUCUCAGAGGCCAUCAUGAACAUGCAAGAAAAUGCCAUCACAGUCACAACCAAGGUUUUCACCGGGUGUGGCAAGCCCCGCCUGAAAUCUCGGCUGACUAGGCGAGAUGCAGACACAGAGGAAGCUACUCUACCAGCUGGCAAUGUCACGGCUGGGGCUGAAGAUGGAGCUAGCACUGAGGGAGCCCCCGUUGGAGAACACGAGGCUGCUACCGGACGGGAGGCUGCCGGCGAGCGCCCCCCUGAAGGCCAACGUGAGGCCGCGGCCGGGCGUGGCGCCGACCAGCGCGCCCCCAGCACCAGGAGGCAGAGGCAGCGGGGGCGGGACCCGGGGCGGGGUCAAGGCCGGGGGCGGGACCAGGACCGCGGACCCCACCGCACCACGCCGGCCGACAACGUGCCCACCAUGGAGAAGCUGGUCAAAGACGUCCGCAGCAACCUGCGAGAGACCAAGGGUUUCUGGACGCUGCUGCCCUACAUGUUCUGUGACGACGUUGCAGCUGAUGUGGCCGUGGAGAACAUGUGCUGGAAUGGGCACUCCAAGGGCAGUUACACACAUCCUCCUGUUGGCAACGGCAUAGCCAAUCAGGUGGAUAACCCAGAGGUUCCCAUGGAGACAGCCCCACCCAACUUCCUCAUCAACAAGCACAUCACUUCCCUGCGCACCAUCACCAGUCGGCUGAAUGGCGCCUUCAACGGGGAGGACGUCGAAUGGGUUGACACCGAACCCUAUAGCAGCGGCUCGGGGAGUGGAAGUGGCUCUGGUGAUGGCAUAGAAGGCGGGAACGAGGUUGGAGUCAUCGGGGCCAAUGAGGUGGACUUCACAGAGGUGGAGGACCCAAUCUAUCGGCCCACCCGGAAACCCAACAGUGCCCCGUCGUUAUGCGUAGGUUAUGCAACUCGGUGGCUUCUCAGUGUGUGCGCAACGACCGUUUUUGCUUUCCGUUUGUUGUGGUAGUGACAGGGUACGUGUCCUUUUCUUCGUUGUUGCUUGUAGAUGUCAUGAAGUUCAUUUUGUUGAGUGUUUUUUGCUUUUUAAAAAGAUACAGAAACACGGGAACAGAUAUUUGGUGCUGAACCACAUGGGUAAAAAUGAUUACUUUCAUAUUUAGAGACCCUUUUAGGGGAAAACUCAAGUUGGCGUGAAAGAAAUGCCCCAACCUCGAGUCCAAAAAGAAUCAUAAGUGAUAUUGUGUGUGUCAUAAUCAAGGAUUCUCUAGUGUGAUGUUGUGAUGAUGUCAUCAGAUGUUGUGAUGAUGUCAUUAGAUGUUGUGAUGAUGUCGUCAGAUGUUGUGAUGAUGUCAUCAAGCAGCGACAACCACAUUGUAUUUCGAGGUGAAAGCAUUUUUGUAUCGGGUUGUAUCUUUGGUAACUAACAUUUACUCCAUCUAGGGCUCAAAAUCAAAGUUGAGGAAUAAAUUGGAGCCGUUUUUUUUCCCCCCAUGCAAAAUACUUCUCCUACUGAAAACUUUACUUUUUCAGAGGAAAUUUAAAUUGUACCAUGCUCAUUACAGACGAUAAUUUCAUACUCUUUAAAAGGGUCCCUUUUGUAAUGAAAAGAAAAGCUUUUUGUAAAAAAAAAAAGAGUAAAAUGCUGCAUGGUAUGCAUUUUAAUUAAUAUUUAUUCCCAAGUUAUUUUUAAGUUCUAGUCACAAAGAUAUUAGACAUUUGAUGCAGUGACUAGAAAGGGUUAAUUUUUGGACUCCAAAUGGAAAUGAGUUUGUGGACAAAAACAUGAGAGCUUUCUAAUUGUCUGCAAUUAUCAUUAUGCAUUGCAGCUUGAUGAAAGAGAGUUUUAAUCAAUUAAGCCAGCAUUGCUUACAGUCAAACUGGAAUUUGUUUUUAAUCCAACCAAAAUGAUGUAAUUGGUAUUUUAGAGAAUUUUUAUCAACCUGUUUGUCGUGCAUAUUCCAAUGAUUAAAUUACAGUGGCUUUUUCGAUACAAAAGUAGCUUAGAGUGUGAGCUUUUUGUAGUUUUUGCUUCAAUUCAUGAUUGCUUUUAAAUGUUUAUCAAAUCAAACAAACAUGUAUCAGUUGAAAAAAAAAGUUGCCCAGCUGGGAAAACUGAUUAUCAUAUUACAUGGAUUGAAACCGAUCCUUAAAGCAUUUUGAUUUGUGUAUUUGAUUGUGCGUACACGUUUAUGCUGAAGACCAUUUGUUGUGGUGCUUCUUCAGCAUUCUUCCCCAGCAAGGCAUUAUGGGACUGAACUGUGAGAGAAUCUGUUAGAAUUCUUGUACAUUUGACAUUGAAAAUUAAUCAUUUUUGAUGUAUAUUAUUGUAUUAUGUACCUCAGUUUUGAUGGUCAACAUUGUUUUUAUGGGCUCUCAAAAUCUUGAGUUAAAGUGAAAGUUUGAGAAAUUCUUCUUUUGUUAAUUUAGAAUGCCUUCGUCUGUAAUGACUGUCGUCAUCAACAUUUCCAAAAUAAUUGAGUGAAGUGUUUGUUUACAGAUGAGCAGGUUUUGUUGGGUAAGGUAAUUUAGAAAUUUGGGAAGCACGGGAACUUCAUGAAAACUUAAAUCAAGUCGCGGAAUUUCACUUCUGUAUAGUUCACACGGACGAUGUCUGGAUUGUUUGUCUCGUGUCUUGUUUGGAGACACGCUUUAUGAGUUAUCCAAUAAGACAACGUUUUUCUUGACCCGUAUUUAUUGGACAUAUUUCUUUAAAAAAAAAAUCCAUCAUCAGCAGUAUUUGAUGCAGAAAUGUAACUGAAAAUGAUAAUAAUAAAAAAACACACUUAAAUAAGGGCUUGUUUAAAACCAAAGCUAUGCAAAGUUUGCAUGCCACCAUGUGAGUGUUAUGGUAUAAUUUGAAGUAAACCGUUUUUGUACUUUUGUAUUGUUUCUGAUUUGUGUUCCCCCCUCCUCAGUAUUGUAGAAGUCUACAAAGCUGUACGCGUAACAUGCUCCGUCACAUGUCAUGUUCCUCUGUUUUUGCACCUGCUGUUUUCACGGGUCUUACUUUGGCCACAAUAACCGGAAUGUGCCACUGUUUAAUAGCAGCAUAGUCAAUCAGUGUGAUACUCACUCUCAGCAUCAAUGGCUGACUGUCCGGACAGCCUGAGUGACAGAUUUAGACCGCUGAAGAAUUCUCGUGAAAGCUCGCUGGAUCUCGUUGUCUUGCUGUUCUUUGCUUUGAGGCCGUGGCAGUGCACCCACGUUGAUAUCACUCCCCAAGCUUACAACAGAGUAGUGUUGUGUCCUUAUGACCUGUAGGGAACCAAUGAAAUACAAAUCCAGUGCAGUUGAAGUCAACCAGCUUGUUCUAAAGUAGUUUUGUCAAUGUUUUAUGUUUCUGGCUCACCUCUUUAGUUGGACAAACCGUAUCAUGCUUAGCAAGCGACAAUUCACCUAUCUGUAAAGCUUUUUGUUUGAAUGUACAGUUAACGCACUGCCUGUAGAGCUAAAAUACCUCAUGUAAGCGUUUUUAUCAAAGCGGUGAAGUACUUUUUAACCAAAUGUUUUUGUUAUAUUAUUGGUCGCUGUGUUGUUGGCACUGAGUGUUUCAUCGAGUUGUAACUGAAGAAAAUCUUAACUGAAAGAAAAAAAAAACAAAACAAAAAAAACAACUGAUUAAAAGGUGGACCAUAAAGUGUGGGUUUGCAACAUGUGAAUAUGUACAGAAUUAAUAGAUGUUGAUUAAAGAGACAGGCGAGAGGAGAGUCUGUGAGAGAGUGAGAGUAUGAGAGUGUCACCAAUGAAGAGAACAAUCUCUGUAUUUUAAACAAAAGAAAAACCAUGACGACUUGUAACUAUUUACUACUUAAAAACUUUAAACUAAAAAAAAUGUGUAAAAGUAAGAUUUUUUUGUAUUGAAGCUAGCUGCUGUAGAGAAGAUUAGUUUUGUGUAACUUAUUCAAAGUUUGGAAGUAUACAUAUCUGAUGGAGUUUGGUUUUCGUUUAUCAAACGGAAAAGGAGAGGUUUUACUUUUUGUGGAAGAUUUUUUUUGUUGUUGUUGUAAAAAUGGAUACAGGUAUAAUACCUCGAAUAUCCCCCCAGCCUGAUCCUAAAAAAGGGCAAGGGAAGUUUGAAGCCGCCAGUAUUUUUAACAGGGUAGAAUUAUUCAAGCUAGUUCUUUUUCUUUUCUGGCAUAGAGAGGAAUGCCUCUGAUUCAAAACUCAACUGGGGGAGAUUGUUCAAGAGAAUUAAUUGCAGGAAAUGUUACGCGUUUGUGUAAUGGUGUUUUUGAUACCGUGUGUGGAGAAAAUUGUCACAGUGGAAGAAGAAAAAAAAUUAAACAAGAACUGUGUUGUUUCCAGUCGUAUAUACAGUCAAGAUUUUAAAAUGAAAGUGCAGUCGGAAAAUUUGUGGAAAAAAAAAUGCACUUCAUUUCUCAUGACGAACGGGGGGCCAAAUGCCCACAGUUGUAAACAUUCUUUGAAACAGAAGUCUGCACUGUAAUUUUUCACGGCACCGGACGCUAUUUUUUGGACGGUACAAGUUGUAUGAUCGGCUUGAGCUUGUGGUUGUGCAUUGGUAGUUGGUACUUGGGUGUUGUCAAAUUCGUGAACUGUACAGAUUUUAAAUCAACUUUUGUCAUGUGUGGUCACACGAGGGCGCCAUUACUUGGCGGGGGGAAUGCCAAGGGAGGGCGCUGUAUUACAUGUAAACUAAAAAAAGGUAAUUGCCUGUUGGACAAGCACAUUGAACCUUGCAGUUAUCAUGCUUGUGCAAGGGGCAGGACUUGCAAAAAGCUGUAUAAAGAGAGAUGUGGUAAGGAAACUAACUUAUGAAAAGAGGGCACAUUUGACUAGUCAUAUUCUUUAAAGAACAUUGCGAAACAGCAGUUACCAAACUCUGUUGAUUUGGUAAGCUCCAAAAUGAUUUUCCUUUGAAAGUUAAUGCUUGUUAACGUCUUGAUAAAUCCAUUUUAGCAACUCUCUGUAUACAGCCUUUCAUGGGCACAUGAUGAGAGCCCUCUAGAUGUACAAUUUUGUCAGGUGAGAAAGAUAUGCCAGUCAUGUGUUCCUGUAAACAUUUUCAAAAUGAGCGCUCCCAUUGGACUGUUUCCUAAGCAACAAUUGCCAAGUAUUAUUAUCCAAGUUUAAUUUAAAUUUGCUUGUUUCUGCUAACUUUGAUUUAACUGCUAAAAUUGGAGCAGGCCUAAACUAGAUUUUCUUUUUAAAUUAUAACAGCCAACAGUAAGCCUUUAGUGUUGUGUACAAAAUGCUAGUUUAUUAAAGUUUUUAUAUCCUGACCUUUCCGGAGAUAUAUUGUCCUUCCUUACCGACCGAUAGAAACACAACAGUUUAACCAAAACUAGGAACCUAGAAUGAUCUUUGGCAUGUAUUAACAUGGGUUUACAAAAAGAAAAAAAUCUAAGUUGUUUACCUGUUUACCUCUGUAAUUCACAUUAGAAGUUUUACACUAGUGUUCAUAAAAUUGGGGUAUAUUGUUGGAACGCAGUUUCAAAGAAUUUAGAAUUUCACAGAAAGGUGUCAAUGGGAUGACAAAGUGAAAGGCAUGGACAGUCCGCAAUGAAUUUAUGAAAAAUUUCGUGGAGAGCACAUCAAGAACUAGAAGUCAUUCGAAUUAAUCUAAUGUAAAAGUUGUGUAUUUCGUUCGCCCCUGAAAAACCCUGAAAAUCUGAAGGCUUUACAUCUUUUGUAAAUAUAUCUGCUCCAAUGUUGUGUUCUGUAAAGUAUUUCUGUUGUUUGGCCUCCCACCAUCUUGUCUGGCUCCCUGACACUUGCUGUUAAUAAAGGCUCUAUUUAAAGGA